Messenger RNA from Helobdella robusta, 411 nucleotides. RefSeq lists its product as hypothetical. The record is from RefSeq and is a predicted model, not a curated record. Bases 1 to 411 code for a protein of 136 amino acids. Gene Ontology annotation, molecular function: RNA binding. Lineage: Eukaryota; Metazoa; Annelida; Clitellata; Rhynchobdellida; Glossiphoniidae. The transcript has 2 exons.
AUGUCAUCUGAUAAAGAGUUUGGAAAUAACCAUGCUAGCAUUGGAGGUGCAAAAGAGGCAAGCACCGAUUCUGAAGAUGCCCAGGUGAAAAAAAUGAAAGAAAGGAACCAAAGGAUGGAAGAUGAAAUUAAGGAAUCUGAACUUCUCAACAAAAUAAUUAACACUCCAACCAUUACAUCAGCCACAUCUGAAGUCGAUGGACGAUCCAUAUGGGUCGGCAACGUAGACUAUGGGGCUACAUUGGAAGGUUUGAAUAAACACUUCGAACAAUGUGGUGUCAUAAUGAGAACGAAAAUUCUACGUGACAAAAUUAGCGGCAAGUCUAAGGGUUUUGCAUACAUUGAGUUUUCGGACGUUGUGUCUAUUGAAUUGGCCUUAAAACUGAAUGAGUCACUGAAUGAGAUUUUAUAA